Messenger RNA from Pieris napi, 6788 nucleotides. It is a transcript of the gene gek, whose product is annotated as serine/threonine-protein kinase Genghis Khan. Lineage: Eukaryota; Metazoa; Arthropoda; Insecta; Lepidoptera; Pieridae. Gene Ontology annotation, molecular function: protein serine/threonine kinase activity; ATP binding. The record is from RefSeq and is a predicted model, not a curated record. Gene Ontology annotation, cellular component: cytoskeleton; cytoplasm. Bases 453 to 5879 code for a protein of 1808 amino acids. The transcript is spliced from 48 exons. Gene Ontology annotation, biological process: peptidyl-threonine phosphorylation; actomyosin structure organization.
CAAUCGAUUGAAUAAAUUUAGGUUAAGAUCUCGGCUAUUGUAUACGAGAUAGAACAAUAAGAAUUUUUCUAAACAAAAUACGAAAAAGUCAAGCUUUUGAUUUGUUUAAUUGUGCAAGUGUCUAAUUUUGUUUAUUUUUACUUGGCAAACGGUGUGGUAUCAAUAUGUCAUCGACUUUUAAGUUUUUUUGUGAUUAAAAGGCACUGCCGUCUAAAUAAAGUUCAAAUCAUAGGAUUGCGAAAGCGCUCUAGUAUCGUUUGACGCCCGCAACCUUGUACAAAACGGAUAGAAAGCAUCGCUUUUCUAUAGGCUAUAGAAAAUAAAUACUAUUACAAUGAUAAAAAAUGGGAGCUCAUAUUGAAAAGGAUAUGUUAAGCUAAAUAAAUAUUGUUAAGUGGAAGUAAAGGACAUGUUUGAAAAGUGAUAAAAUAGUGUGGUGUAAAUUGAUCAAGAUGUCAGAUGAAGAGGACUCCUCACCCGACUGGGCAUUGAUUCCGAGCAAUAAUCUACCAGUGCUCGGCAUCAAACGUCUUAAACAAAUCGAGACAAUGUUUGUUUCCCGCCGACUGCAGGGGCCUACGCACGGUCUAAGCGUUGAAACAUUGUUAGACGUGCUUCUAGUAUUGUAUGACGAGUGUUGUAACAGCAGUCUUCGACGGGAAAAGGCGGUGGCCGAUUUUAUCAACUAUGUGAAACCAGUAGCAGCGGCAUUGAAGCGACUAAGACUCUCCCGUGACGACUUUGAAUUGGUGAAGGUGAUAGGUCGGGGUGCUUUCGGUGAAGUGUGCGUCGUUAGAGCUUCAUUUAUGCAGAAUGGAGAAGGAAAUGGUGCGGCCGGAGUGACAAGUAGUGAAAGGGUGUAUGCCAUGAAAAUACUCAACAAAUGGGAAAUGCUUAAGCGCGCGGACACGGCGUGUUUUCAAGAGGAGAGGGAUGUUCUGGUAUUCGGUGACAGAAGGUGGAUAACAAACUUGCAUUAUGCCUUUCAAGAUGACCAUAAUUUGUAUCUCGUUAUGGAUUACUACUGCGGCGGUGAUCUGCUGACGCUACUCUCAAAAUUCGAAGACCGACUCCCAGAAGACAUGGCCCGUUUCUACAUCACUGAAAUGGUGCUGGCCAUACAAAGCGUUCAUGAGCUGAGAUAUGUGCAUAGGGAUAUUAAGCCAGAUAAUGUUCUAUUAGACGCCAGUGGACAUAUCAGGCUUGCUGAUUUUGGAUCCUGUCUCCGUUUGGGAGAUGAUGGAAAGGUACAAAGCAAUGUGGCUGUGGGAACUCCAGACUACAUAUCACCUGAAAUAUUGCGGGCGAUGGAAGACGGCCAGGGACGGUAUGGUCCCGAGUGCGAUUGGUGGUCUCUUGGUGUGUGUAUGUACGAGAUGUUAUUCGGUGAGACGCCGUUCUACGCAGAGUCGUUAGUGGAAACAUACGGAAAGAUAAUGAAUCAUGCGAGGUGUUUCCACUGUCCACCCCAGGACGAACAUGCAGCACAGGUCUCUGAGGAAGCGCAAGAUUUAAUUCGCCGGUUGAUAUGUGCGUCUGAUACGAGAUUAGGAAGAAACGGGAUUCAAGAUUUUAAGAAUCACCCGUGGUUCAGUGGUGUGGAAUGGGAAACGGUUCGAGAGGCAAGCGCACCCUUCGUUCCCGACGUGGCCAGUCCCACUGACACAUCCAACUUUGACGUAGAUGACACGGAUAUAAGAUUAUCAGAAGCUGUUCCUCCGCCAUCAGCAUCAUCAGCGUUUUCUGGUCUCCACCUGCCAUUCAUUGGAUUCACCUUUACGGCUGGAUCGAGAUUGUCCGAUCUCGGUGCUCCUACGCCGCUCAGCCCUGCCAAGAACGCUCCUAGUCAGGCUCCAUCAAACGCGGGAGAUCGAGCCGCUUUAAAAGCGUUAGAAUGCGAAAAUGCUCUACUAGCUCAAACGAUAGCUGAACUACGGGCCAGUAGUCAAGUAGACGGUGCUACUGAUCAAUUAACUCUUUUAAAAGAGGAGUUAGCGGCAUUACAGAAAAAGAAUAGCGAAUUGGAAACUUUAACGAUAUGUGAAAAUAAUGUAACCGUUUCACCGGACUUGUCAUCAGCGCCUCAAGAACUAGUAGCGAAGUUGCGUGAGCUCGAAACAAAGAUAGAAGGAUUAAAUACGGAGAAAGAAGAGCUGAUUAAGGAUAAAACGGACUCCAUUGAGAAAUUACGGUUACAGGAUAAAGAGCUUAGAGACGCCCUUACCCAACGUAAACUAGCGAUGACUGAAUAUAAUGAGGUUACAGAAAAGUUGUCUGAACUUCGGCAGCAGAAGCAAAAACUGUCGCGGCAGGUUCGCGAUAAAGAGGAAGAGUUGGAUGUAGCGAUGCAAAAGAUUGACGCGUUGAGACAAGAUAUCCGACGUGCGGAUAAAGGAAGAAGGGAACUCGAAGCGAGACUUGAGACGGCUGUCGCUGAAGCCACUAAGGAGCGCAAAUUACGCGAAGAGUCCCUACGACUGCAACGCGUAGAAGCGGGUGCUUCGCCCUCGUCCACUCAGCCCUCUGCUGCCGCCGAUGUCGCUAAGUUGCAGGCCGAUAUUGAGGCUUUGGAGGCCCAGUACGCGGAAUCAUUGGCUCAACAGCAAGCACGGUAUUCCGCAGAAGUGAAUGCGCUGAGGGAACAACUUCAUGAGACUGAUGCUCUACGAUCCAUGCUGAACAGAGAGCUCCAAUCUUCUAAGACUGACAGCGAAGACAAACAGAUGCUGAUAAAUGAGAACAGAAAACUCGCUAAAGAUCUUGAUGCUAUGGCGGAGAACGGGCGUCGUUGGCAAGCGGAGAGGAGACAGUUAGAGAUGGAGUUGGAAGAGUUUAGGUCGAAGAGAGAUACAAUGCAACAUUGGGAGACACAGAUUGCAGACAUAAUAAGAUGGGUGGCUGAUGAGAAGGAGGCCCGUGGUUACUUGCAGGCAUUGGCAACGAAAAUGACCGAGGAGUUAGACUAUUUGAAGCAUGCAUCGGCAACCCGAACAUCCGGUCCCGUGUCACCUGGCGGGGUUACUUCCGGUCCCGGUGCUGGUUCCGGAUGGAGAAAUAGGCGAUCGCAGAAAGUUGAUAAGAUGGAGAUACUCACAUUGCAAUCGUCGCUCCAUUCAGAGAUUCAGGCCAAACAGACGGUUUCGGAGGAAUUGAGCCGCACGCGAGCUGAAUUGCUUGCUAGUCAGAGGGAAUUAAUGGAGACUCGUCAGCGUUUAGACUCGGUCGCGCACGACAUGAAACGCAAAGAGCAGCACAUCCGCGACAUGCAGGCCAAGCUGGAUGCGCCGGCGCACCCACAUAACUCCUCCAGGCAGGGAUCGACUAAAUCAUAUUGGAGCGGGAAAGAAGAGAAUGUCUUGGACCGACCGCCAUCUCAAAUGAGUUACCUCGAACAGUUCUUGAAGGAUGCGCCACCUGAGAGGCAUUACGACAAUGUUAGCACUAUCAACAAUGAACAGAAGAUCUCGCCGGGCUAUCGUUACAGAAAUGUGCAGCAUUGUUGUAACGCAAAGAUAAUGUAUGGAUCGCAACAGUCUACGGCGCUGAGUGGGUCAGCCGAGUCACAAGAUGAGAUGGAACAACGUGCUGUUUCGCCUAUAUCCUGCAAGAGCUCGCCUAGUGAAAUGUCCACUUAUUCGUUACAGGAUCAGUCUGUGGCGGCGCCCGUGACCGGCAAACAAAAACUACACCAGUUCCUAGUAAGGACGUUUAGUAGCCCCACGAAAUGCAAUCACUGCACUUCACUUAUGAUUGGAGUCACCCGCCAAGGAGUGGUUUGUGAGCGUUGCGGUGUAGCUGUCCACACCGCUUGCUGUGCAUUAGUUGCGCCUAGGUGUCCCCUCCCCGCCGAGAGAUGUCGUCGUCCAUUGGGCAUUGACCCCGCGAGGGGACAGGGGACAGCCUAUGAGGGAUAUGUCAAGGUACCGAAGCCGGGUGGUGUAAAAAAGGGCUGGAUGCGGCAGUUUGUCGUUGUUUGUGAUUUCAAAUUGUUCCUGUAUGAUAUAUCUCAGGAUAGAAACGCGUUGCCAUCUGUAUGUGUAAGCCAAGUACUGGACAUGAGAGAUCCGGAAUUCAGUGUGACGUCAGUGAAGGACUCUGACGUCAUUCAUGCGAGUAAACGGGAUAUACCCUGUAUAUUUAGGAUAUCAACGUCCCAAUUGGAAGGCGGCAAGCGUUACCAUACAUUGAUGUUGGCGGAAUCUGAAUCGGAGAAAACCAAAUGGGUGGUCGCACUCAGCGAGUUGCACAGAAUACUCAAACGUAACAACUUGCCUGAUAAAUGCGUAUACACCGCAGGAAUAAUAGUAGAUUCGUCAUCUUGGGCGGGCGUUCGUAGCGUGCAAUGUGCGUGCAUUGUCGAACGGAGUCGAUUAUGUUUGGGUGGAGAUUUUGGUCUCGCUUUAUUGGAUCUCGAGCGGGGUGAAAUUGUGCCGCGAAGAUCUCACGCUCCUGUCGCUAAGUUGCAUUAUGUGCCAGCCGAACAUUUAUUGGUGGUGAUAGCCGGUCGUGGCAGACACGUGCGGUUGGUACCGAUCCGUGCGUUGGAAUGUCCCGAAGCGGAGAGCGUGAAACUCGCAGAGGCUAAGGGCGCGGUGGAUGUGGCUGUCGGCGAAUUGAAUGCCACUGCGCAUGGUUUUGCUGUAGUUUGUAAACGACAGAACUCGUGGGUAGUGCUAGUAUAUGAAAUAACUCGCACGGCCGCAAGAAGGUACCGCGUUGCUGAACUGCGAGCGGCCGCGCCCGUACUGAGCGUACAACUUUGUAGGGGACGACUCAUUUUGGGGUACAGAGGAGGUCUCGUUGCCCAUACAUUGAGGACUGACUUGGAUCGACCAGCUGUUUCUCUAGUUCACCCAGAAAACCAAGUGAGCGUAUUCCUAACUCACUCUGGCGCAAGACCACUUUGCGCUAGACCAGCUGGAACGGACUGGUUGUUGGUCUUCAGUGCUUUGGCCUUGUACGUGGAUCGAGUGGGGAUGAGGGCGAGAGACGCUGAGAUAAUGUAUACAGCACAUCCACAGUAUCAUGCUGUGAACGACACACAUCUACUGAUAUUCACGACCUCGCAUAUUGACGUGUACGACGUUGAAACUGGAGAUUGGGUGCAAACGAUCAAUAUACCAAACGCAAGGCCCUUAGAUGAAGGCGGAUGGGUUUGUGCUGCGGGAGGAAGCGGAGGCAACGGGUUCCCAUUCUCUACGGAUACUACGCCGUAUCUUGUCUAUCUACGACCGCUCGUUACUCAGGGUCCCCUUAAUCUCGAAACGGCUACGUAUGGCAGUAACAAGCGACGGUAUUCCGUGAGGGAACAAUCUCACCAAGCGAUCGAAGCUCAUAAUAGAUUAUCGGAGCGUCGUUCCCGUCUAAUAUCGGCGCCCACGAACUUCGCUCAUGUGUCCCAUAUGGGCCCUGGAGAUGGUAUUCGCUCACAGAGGCUUCUAGAUUUACCCACUACCUUGGAGACGGCUGAUGAUCAUGAUCAUCAUCAGAUGAUGUACAGCAGUAGAGACAGCAGCAAACGGACUUCACCGCUUACAGUAUCACAUCCCACUGGGUCAUAUAAUGGUUCAUGGCGGUCGGGAAGAUCGAGAGAUCCGCCCACAGAAGCCCCCCCUUCCCCGCCGCUCUCACAUCGCCCUAUGGAUAGAUCCGUGGGCGGUGGAUCUGCGGGCAGCGGAUCUCUGCUGGAGAGAUCCAUCACGCCCCUCAGUUUGGGCAGCAUGAGCUCGCUUCACGAUGUACUUAAGGUACACUGGUCGAAAUUCGAUCGUAACCCUAAUAUUAACAUUGAUGUGGGAACUGAGAGUAUGGAGGGAGGUCAGUCUGACAGCAGCUGUGCCGCUUCGCCCACUCACGCGCAUCACGGACAUGAUACAUGAUCGAGCCAACUAGACGCGUAUUGGGGCGUCGAUCUCUCGAAGCUGUACGCUUGCUUCUGCUGACGUUACGACGGUGACGUCACUCGCUUAUAAACCUUUAGGAGAUUAUAAUCGAACCUAAAACGUUGCCAUGACAACUCAUAUAAAUCUCUAUAGCGAAUGAACUCGCAUAUUGACAAUACUCUUAAAAGAGAGAUGUGUGUGUCUCUCUCGCACGUAUUAACUUCAAAUUAUAAAUAUCAGUCUUAUGCUAUGUUUAAAAUUAAUGUCUAUUGCUAAAUGAUAUAAAUUGAGUAUUGUAUUGCUAAUUAUCUAACAUAUACGGCAGAUUCUGCUAUUUUUACUGUGAAAACCAAAUUCUAUAAGAUUUGAUCGGCCUUAUCACGUCGACUAAAAAUAGUAGUAUCAUGAGAACGGUGUUUAUUAACAGCCAUAACUACAAACAAUACUAUGUUUAGUCCAUGUUUUAUAAUAAGGUCGUACCUAUACGUGAUCUUUUAGCAUUUCAAAAUUGACGAAACACCAUCACAGAAUUGAAAAUAAUUACGUAUUUAAGUGUAAGUUUUGAAUUUGACAAUUUUUAAUAGACAUUUUACAAUGAAUUAAUUGGAUAUGAUUUUUGUGUAUAUGUACAAUAGUUUAAUUUACUUUUGUAUAUUCUUUACUAUUUAAAAACUAUUUAUUUACAUCGUGUGUUAUUUUUAGUUUAGUCCAAGAUUAUUCGUAAUUUAUUCGUCUGUAUUAAGAACCGAGGUGCUAUGCUGUUGUACUAAAAUUACUUAUUUAGUUUGACUUAAUAUUUGCUUUGGACCCAUAGACAUUUCGCUAGAUUUCCAUAUAAAAGGCUUGUCUAUGCUAGGCGAUUCCCAUUCUUUUGUUUCACGUAUUCAGAGGUUCUUAGAUUUGACA